AUGGCGCGGAUCAGGUCCCAGUCGCCGUCCUUUCCCGACCCAGUUGGUGAUGACGAUGCCGGUUGCCGAGUCCCCAACGCCCAGCUGGUUGGGGCCCUUGCCGUGGUCGCCGUGCCUCAUGCACAGGUACCCGAUGAUGGCCGGGUUCACCUUGGCGGCCGUGGUCGCCGUGCCUCGUGCACAGGUCUUGCUUCGGCUGCCAAGCACUGCCAGCUCCGUAGCCUCGUCGGCGGCCGGGGCGGGGCGGCGGCCGUCGACGAUGCCGAGGAGGAGGACGACGGCGACCUCGACGACGGCCUCCACCAGCCUUUUUCCGGAUGCCGCAGCAUCUCCACAUCGAGCCGGUCGACACCGCGGGCGGGGCGGCGGGCUUUGCCGGCAUCCUCUGCCGGUACCGCCGUCGCCCCAUUGUCGCGGGUUUGGCCCAACAGUCCUGUUGGUAGCUCUGCGCGCGCUGCUGGUUGA
Messenger RNA from Gaeumannomyces tritici R3-111a-1, 465 nucleotides. RefSeq lists its product as hypothetical. The transcript has 3 exons. The record is from RefSeq and is a predicted model, not a curated record. The coding region runs from base 1 to 465 and encodes 154 amino acids. NCBI's taxonomy places the organism in Eukaryota, Fungi, Ascomycota, Sordariomycetes, Magnaporthales, Magnaporthaceae.